AUGGAAGACUCGGGUCUUCGAUCAUCUGAAAGAUCUUCUCUAGUGGUUCAAGCAAAGGCCGCCAGUUUGCCUGCUCCAGGGGAAUCCCUCCUCAGCCGGCUCGACCAAUUUGACCUCCGGUUGAGGCAGCUGGAGGAGACGCACAGAUUGCUGCUCCCUGCAGCGGAUUGCUACUUCACCGCCGACUUGCAUCUCUUGUCCGCGAGGCACGCCGGCGGCAAACACAGUCGAUCGACCUCCCUGUCCACCAUGCACGAUUUGGAACUCAAGGACGCUCUGUUGGAUCGCCUCCACUCGCUGGAGACUCGAAUCCGUCAGCUGAGUUUGGAGCUGGACAAGGACAUAGGCGGCGGCGGCACGAGCAAGACGCCAUCGGUAGGCAGCGCCAUCAAUGGCGGCUCUGCCCCUCUGAAGACUGUAGCGCGCGCAGAGAAGAACGAGAGCCGCGGCGUCUGGUCGUGGAGGACAGGCGUGUUGCUCAAGGGCGGCGCUCGCGAGCUUCCCAGUCAGAAGCCGACCAUAAAGGUGAAGGAGCUGGAGAAGGCAGUGGGCGCGGCGGAGAAGGCGGUGGGCGCCACUUUCCAGAACCAGAGGAGGCGGGCGGAGCGCGCCCGACUUUAUCGGAGAUGGCUCACGGUUGGAUGCUGA
This is a messenger RNA of Zingiber officinale, 648 nucleotides long. RefSeq lists its product as uncharacterized. Lineage: Eukaryota; Viridiplantae; Streptophyta; Magnoliopsida; Zingiberales; Zingiberaceae. The transcript is spliced from 4 exons. Bases 1 to 648 code for a protein of 215 amino acids. The record is from RefSeq and is a predicted model, not a curated record.